UGGCGCGCGGGCGCAGGCCAGGCGAACACCUUGCGAGGAGGCGGCGGCCGCUGUGGAAAGUGCAGGGAUCAUUUGAAGCAUGAUUUAUAAAGAAAGUCAGAUCUCAAGGGUGUCCUGCAAGAUGUCUUAAAAAGUCUUAACUCAGAGAUGGCAGUGAUUGAAACAUAGUGUGGGAAGGAAGAACAAUAUAUAAAGAAGAAGAAACAGGACUUGGCUCAGCAAGCAAAAGAAACACUGAACAAAGGAGAGGAAACCAACAAAGAUAAAUUUGGAAGCACUGAAUGCAGCAAAACAAGAACAAUGGAUCUCAAGUUCAACAGUUCCAGGAAAUAUAUUUCUAUAACUGUCCCUCCCAAAACACAGACAAUGUCACCACACAUCAAGUCAAUAGAUGACGUUGUAGUGCUUGGCAUAAAUCUCAGCAGAUUUAACAAACUUACUCAGUUUUUCAUAUGUGUUGCUGGAGUUUUUGUAUUUUACCUAAUUUAUGGAUAUUUACAGGAAUUAAUAUUUUCAAUGGAGGGUUUUAAGUCCUUUGGCUGGUACCUAACUUUAGUACAGUUUGCAUUUUACUCCAUAUUUGGCCUAAUAGAACUUCAGCUUAUUCAGGACAAAAGGAGAAGAAUACCAGGAAAAACCUACAUGAUAAUAGCUUUUCUAACUGUGGGUACUAUGGGGUUAUCAAAUACUUCCUUGGGCUACCUGAAUUAUCCCACCCAAGUCAUCUUCAAGUGCUGCAAAUUGAUUCCUGUUAUGCUAGGAGGAGUUUUUAUUCAAGGGAAGCGUUACAACAUUGCAGAUGUGUCUGCUGCCAUAUGUAUGAGCCUUGGCCUGAUAUGGUUCACCCUAGCUGACAGCACGGUUGCACCAAAUUUCAACCUGACCGGUGUGAUCCUUAUUUCCCUGGCACUGUGUGCGGACGCCGUCAUUGGGAACGUUCAAGAGAAAGCCAUGAAACUGCACAAUGCUUCCAACUCAGAAAUGGUUUUGUAUUCGUAUUCCAUCGGUUUUGUGUACAUUUUACUGGGAUUGACAUGCACUAGUGGAUUAGGCCCUGCAGUAACAUUUUGUUCAAAGAAUCCAAUUCAGACCUAUGGUUAUGCUUUCCUUUUUUCCCUCACUGGGUAUUUUGGAAUCUCCUUUGUUCUGGCUUUGAUUAAAAUUUUUGGUGCACUUCUUGCUGUAACAGUGACAACCGGAAGAAAAGCAAUGACUAUCGUACUUUCAUUUAUGUUCUUCUCCAAACCAUUCACAUUUCAGUAUGUCUGGUCUGGUUUGUUAGUUGUCCUUGGUAUAUUUCUCAAUGUUUACAGCAAAAAUAUGGAUAAACUAAGACUACCAGCACUAUAUGAUCUGAUAAACAAAAUAGUGGAAAUGAGAAAGUCAAGGACGUUGGCACAAACCGUAUAG
Messenger RNA from Puma concolor (puma), 1410 nucleotides. Lineage: Eukaryota; Metazoa; Chordata; Mammalia; Carnivora; Felidae. The record is from RefSeq and is a predicted model, not a curated record.